ACAAAAAAAAAGUUAAGGUGGUGGUUCUUCGUCGGAGGCUCCGCAGCUCUCACUUCUCUCUUUCUCCGAGCAGCGUGCGCUGAGCACGAGACGCUCUCGCGGCGGCACGUGCAGCUAUAAAAGCAGCGGUAACCGGAGACGCAGGCAACAUUUCCAACGCAAUCGUCGUGCAGUCAACAUCUCAGGAUAACCUCCUCCGAAAGAUCGAAGAAGUUCUUCAACAGGUCAUUCUUCAAGUUAACGAAACACACAACAUAAACAAAACCAAACACAAUGGCCACCAAAUACGAGAUGUCCAAAACCUAUCAGUACCGCAAGGUGAUGAAGCCUUUGCUGGAGCGGAAGCGUCGUGCCAGGAUCAACAAGUGCCUGGACGAGCUCAAGGAUCUGAUGGCCGAGUGCGUCGCCCAGACUGGCGAUGCCAAAUUCGAAAAGGCCGACAUUCUGGAAGUAACCGUGCAGCAUCUCCGCAAGCUGAAAGAGUCUAAGAAGCAAGUUCCAGCCAAUCCCGAGCAAAGUUUCCGUGCUGGAUACAUCCGGGCAGCCAACGAAGUGUCCCGCGCCCUGGCCUCCCUUCCCCGCGUGGAUGUGGCUUUUGGCACCACACUGAUGACCCAUCUGGGCAUGCGUCUUAACCAACUGGAGCAGCCCAUGGAACAACGACAGGCCGUCAACACUCCGCUCAGUAUCGUCUGCGGAUCCAGCUCGAGCUCCAGCUCAUACUCCAGUGCCAGCUCCUGCUCCUCCAUCAGUCCCGUUUCCAGUGGAUAUGCCAGCGACAACGAGUCCCUGCUCCAGAUCAGCAGCCCCGGUCAGGUGUGGCGCCCCUGGUAAACUAGAGAUCCACUUCGAAGAACUGAACUCCCGACGGGCAAUCGCGCAAUUGGAACCGCAGCUUUAGAAAAAAUGCUUUACAAUGAUCCUCAUUUAUUUGUUACGUUACCAAGUUUUAGGUUUCUAAGUUAAGUCUGUGAUAGGGCACGCUUUAUUAACUUUUGUCUUAAAUCAAUCGAGCAGAAGUCUGUUUUUUACUCUACAUAUAUACAAAUGUUUACCAGCUAAGAGAUCUCAAGAACACAACAUGAAAAGAUA
Molecule: messenger RNA, 1092 nt
Organism: Drosophila santomea
Lineage: Eukaryota; Metazoa; Arthropoda; Insecta; Diptera; Drosophilidae
Gene: E(spl)m7-HLH
Product: enhancer of split m7 protein
Exons: 2
Coding region: 274-834 (186 amino acids)
Biological process (GO): regulation of neurogenesis; regulation of transcription by RNA polymerase II; anterior/posterior pattern specification
Cellular component (GO): nucleus
Molecular function (GO): RNA polymerase II cis-regulatory region sequence-specific DNA binding; DNA-binding transcription factor activity, RNA polymerase II-specific; protein dimerization activity
Source: RefSeq, a predicted model, not a curated record